Molecule: messenger RNA, 1524 nt
Organism: Zasmidium cellare ATCC 36951
Lineage: Eukaryota; Fungi; Ascomycota; Dothideomycetes; Mycosphaerellales; Mycosphaerellaceae
Product: glycosyltransferase family 4 protein
Exons: 2
Coding region: 1-1524 (507 amino acids)
Molecular function (GO): alpha-1,3-mannosyltransferase activity; GDP-Man:Man(1)GlcNAc(2)-PP-Dol alpha-1,3-mannosyltransferase activity
Source: RefSeq, a predicted model, not a curated record
AUGUCCUCGGAAACCACGGCGUCCCCCCUCAACAUCGUCUUCGUCCACCCCGACCUGGGCAUCGGCGGCGCAGAACGCCUCGUCAUCGACGCAGCCGUCGGCCUGCAGGCGCUAGGGCACCGAGUCACGAUCCUGACCUCGUACCGCAACAAGGAGCAUUGUUUCGAGGAGGCGCGCGAUGGCACCCUCGACGUCCGCGUGCGCGGCGAUGCGCUGUUUCCUGCGAGUAUUGGGGGCCGGUUGAGUAUCCUGUUCAGUAUCCUGCGGCAGUUGAGUCUGGUGGCGAGUACGGGGCUCGCGUCGGGCGAGUUGAGGGAGUUGGAUCCGGAUGUGUUCAUUGUGGAUCAGCUCAGUGCAUGCAUACCGUUCUUUCGGCUGCUGUACCCUAAGGCGAAGGUGCUGUUCUAUGGACAUUAUCCGGAUCGGUUACUGGUGAAGGAGGAGGAUGGAUAUCGGAAAUAUCUCAAGAGGCUAUACCGGAUACCUUUCGAUGCCUUGGAGGGGUGGAGCACGGGGUGUUCGGACGGGAUUGUGGUCAACAGCAAGUACACACGGUCGAUCUUCCGACAGACGUUUCCGAGUAUGCGGACGAGGGAUUUGAAGGUCAUAUAUCCCUGUGUGGAUACGAAUGAGACGAAGAAUGGAUUUAAAGAUGCGGCGAUGUGGCCGGAUAAGAAGAUCUUGCUGAGCAUCAAUCGGUUCGAGGGGAAGAAGAAUCUGGAUCUGGCGAUCAAGGCUUACGCAAACCUCUCCACGGAUGAGAGGACUCGAGCGAGGCUUGUUGUUGCGGGGGGUUUCGACCCGCGGAAUCACGAAAAUAAUAUCACGCACAAACAUCUCCAGGACUUGUCGGAAUCACUCAGCCUCCGCCACGCGACGUUCAGGAGUAAAGACACCGCCUUGACCGACCUCUCCAACGACAACAUCGACCUCCUCUUCCUCCUCUCCAUCCCCCACGACCUCAAGCAACGCCUCCUCCACUCCGCCGGUCUCCUCAUCUACACUCCUCGAAACGAGCACUUCGGCAUCGUGCCCCUCGAAGCCAUGCUCGCCGGCGUCCCUGUCCUCGCAACCAACACCGGUGGACCCCUCGAAACGAUCUACGACGGCAGGACAGGCUGGCUCCGAAGCCCCGAGAAAGUCGAGCAAUGGACAGACGUCAUGCGAAAACCUCUCAUCCCCUCAAGCGCGGAGACACUAAGGGGAAUGGGCCAGAAAGGCCGGGAGAGGGUACUCGCGGAAUUCAGCCAGACGAAGAUGAGUCGGAGUUUCGAUCAGGAAGUCCAACGGCUCGUGCAGAGUCAGACGCCGCGGCCGAGCAUCGUGUCGACGUGGAUGCUGCUGGCUAUCGUCGUCACCAUCAUCGCUGUGAUCGGUGGCAUCGUCGCGAUGAGAUUCCUCACUGCAGAGGGUGGGGAUCAGCUGGCGAAGGCGGGGAAGAGCGUUGCUGCGAAUGGCACGCCGGUCGCGAAUGGGGCUCCUGUUGCGAAUGGGACGCCUGCGGCGGCGAAGGUUGAGUUGUAG